AUGGCUGAUGACAAAGCCACGAGAUCACUAGGCCCUGUUUUGGACGCUGUUGCUGUCCAGUCCAAGGUCAAGAGUUUCCUUGAGGGUUUUGAAACCGCAAAACCUUUCCUAGAGUCAAACUUGACACUGGCUGAAAUUGAGACAGUCCUUGUGGAUGGUGGCUUUACUGAGUCCGAACAAAAGACUACGAUUGAAUUCUUGCAGACUUACCGACGAGGGCAAUCCAAGCUCCAGGAACUGACGGGACACUUGACAUGGAUGAAGGAGUCAGGGGCAGACCCUUCGGAAAUGCUUCCUUUGGAAUCUGGGAUUGCCUUGUUGGGCGUCAAGCCUGAAGAGCCUGCAGACUUAGGCAAGGGAAAGGGGUCUGGUAAGCCAACGGACCCAGCAGAUGACAAAGGAAAGGGAGGACCAUCCAAAGAGUACUGGCAGCUUUACCGCUAUGUCCAGCCACGGGCUAAUGGUAGCUUCAAAUGUUCGGAGGAUGUUCUGAAAAUGUAUCGGAGCCCUGAUGGUCGUGAACGCCUGCUGGGCAUGCUACGUGAAGGUGGGAGCGUGACUCAAAUGGAGGUGCUGGUGAAGAAAUGGCAUAAGGUGAUCUCUGAGAAGAACAAGGGGGGCCGUUGGAUAACUAAGCUGCAGCUCAUGGAAGAAUACAACUAUACCGAGACAAUGGCGGACAAAUCUUUCAAAUGGGCCGCAGAGAAAGGCAGCGGUUUUUUUCGAAAGAACCCGGUGCACGGUGAAGAGGAGGCUAAGUUGGUCUUGACAGAUGCCUUUAACGUCAAUGAGCAGGAUGGAAAUGAGAUGACAUGUGAGUCAUCCUUCAAUGUUGAGGAUUCAGGUGACACCCUGUUCAACCAAGUUGAAGGGGUCGAGGGGGUUGAGGAUGAGGUGCCCCCUGAGACUCCCCCUGCAACAGCUGCUGGUUCUUUCAAGUUCCAUCCUCAUUUGUUCUGGAAAAUGUGA
Messenger RNA from Cladocopium goreaui, 969 nucleotides. The record is from the annotation of a GenBank genome assembly. Lineage: Eukaryota; Dinophyceae; Suessiales; Symbiodiniaceae.